AUGCCGCCAAUCUUUCUGCUGCUGUGUCUUCUUCCUGGUUACUUGGAAGGUGCUCGCAUCCUGGCAGUGUUUCCCUUGCCAAGUCCCUCGCAUUACUUUUUCGCCUUGCCCUACCUUAAGAGUUUGGCCUCCCUGGGCCACGAAAUAACCAGUGUAAGUCCGUAUCCACAAAGGGAACCGUUUCGGAAUAUACACGAUAUUCCAGUUCCGGAGGUUUUCGAAAACUUUAAUGAGGUCCUUAGGAUUGCAUCUACUCCAAGGAGCAUCUGGCAAAGUAGUGAUUUCAUCAACGAAUAUGUCCUUAAUCUUACGAAGACAGUGCUGAAUAACGAGGCCGUACGUCGCGAUAUUCUAGGCCCACAGAAGCCCCAUUUCGAUCUUGUGAUAAUGGAUCUCUGGCGAAUCGACGUGCUCAGUGGCCUGGCUGCCUAUUUCGAUGCCCCCAUCAUCGGAAUGGCUUCCUAUGGCACCGACUGGAAGAUUGACCAACUGAUGGGCAACGUCUCACCGAUUUCGUACCUGCAGUCUCCCUCUUCUCGGUUCUACGAUCUGGAGGCCUAUGGACAGCGCUUGUCACACCUGGUGGAGCGAACUAUUUCUUAUAUCAACUAUAAAUGGCGGCAUGUGAGAAAACAGGAGACUCUUUAUAGGCAAUUUUUCCCCAGCAUCGCUGAGCGGAAACCCUUGUCAGAGAUAUUCCGGAACUUUGCCUUGGUCCUCGUCAAUCAGCACUUCACACUAGGUCCUCCCCGUCCUUAUGUUCCGAAUAUGAUCGAGGUGGGUGGUCUGCAUGUCGAUCAGAACCCAGAAGCUCUGUCCGCCGAACUGGACCAGUUUAUCCAAGGUGCUGGUGAAUCUGGGGUAAUCUAUUUCUCACUGGGAACCAAUGUCAAAAGCAAAUCCCUAUCCGAGGAUCGCCGAAGGGUAUUGCUCGAGACUUUCGCCAGCUUGCCACAGCGAAUCCUUUGGAAGUUCGAAGAUGAGCAGCUGCCAGGAAAACCCCCCAAUGUUUUCAUUAGUAAGUGGUUUCCGCAGCAGGCCAUCCUGGCCCAUCCCAAUGUAAAACUCUUUAUAACCCACGGCGGGCUACUGAGCACCAUAGAGAGCAUUCAUCAUGGAAAGCCCAUGUUGGGGUUGCCCUGUCUCUUUGAUCAGUUCCGAAAUAUGGAUCAUGUCAAGCAAGUGGGUCUUGGCUUGGUCCUCAACAUAAAGCAAAUGACUAGUGAGGAUUUUAGCUCCACCAUUAUACGGCUGCUAACGAACAAGAGUUUCGAAGAAACGGCAAGGAUCACGGCUGCCAGGUAUCGGGAUCAACCAAUGAAGCCCAUGGAAACGGCGAUCUGGUGGACCGAGUAUGUCCUGUCUCACAAGGGAGCGGCUCACAUGCAAGUCGCCGGCAAGGACUUGGGCUUUGUAAGGUACCACAGCCUGGAUGUCUUCGGUACCUUUUUGGUUGGCGCUUUAGUUAUCCUGGGAAUUGUUACAUGUCUUUUGGUAAUGACCUUAAGGAAAUUGCUCUUUUUAGUAAAAAGGGUCAAAUCUGAGGUAAUUAAGAAGAAGAUUACGUAA
This is a messenger RNA of Drosophila mauritiana, 1569 nucleotides long. RefSeq names its product UDP-glucuronosyltransferase 2A3 (gene Ugt35D1). Bases 1 to 1569 code for a protein of 522 amino acids. The transcript is spliced from 2 exons. NCBI's taxonomy places the organism in Eukaryota, Metazoa, Arthropoda, Insecta, Diptera, Drosophilidae. Gene Ontology annotation, molecular function: UDP-glycosyltransferase activity. The record is from RefSeq and is a predicted model, not a curated record.